Lytechinus variegatus (green sea urchin) is the source of this 1861-nucleotide messenger RNA. Its product is annotated as C-factor-like. The record is from RefSeq and is a predicted model, not a curated record. The coding region runs from base 129 to 920 and encodes 263 amino acids. Lineage: Eukaryota; Metazoa; Echinodermata; Echinoidea; Temnopleuroida; Toxopneustidae. The transcript has 4 exons.
UGCGUCGUUAAACUUCCGCGAAAUUCAGUUAUUACGCAACGUUGAUAUUUCGACUGCUAGCGUUUUGAGCUCAGACACCCGAAGUAGUUUUACCCUUUUUAGAAGAGGUGCAGUGAAAAAGAUCAGAAAUGGGAUAUGCAUUGGUGCAAGGGGCGAGCAGAGGGAUUGGAUUACAAUUUUGUCGACAUUUGCUGAACAAACGACCGACGACAUUUGUGAUUGCAACUUGCCGACAGCCAGACAGCGCCGCGGAGCUUCAAUCACUGCUGGAGGAUUACCCGGCCAGACUUCAGAUCAUGCAGUUAGAUGUAUCAAAUGAGGAAAAGAUUGCAUCUACUGCCAGAGAAGUUAAAGAGCAUCUCCAUGACAACAAGAGUAAAGGACUGGACCUACUCAUUAACUGUGCAGGGAUGCUUCAUCCAUCUGGGAGAGGAGAGACUAGUCUUAAAGCAGUAUCUCAAGAGGGUCUGAUGUCAACCUUUGCCACCAAUGCAUUCGGUCCUCUUCUGAUGGCCAAGUACUUUGGGGAACAUCUGACCAAGGGGAGUGGAGAGUUUGGACAGUCAUCAUCAGAUGGUCAUUCAGGUGUACUGGUCAACAUGUCUGCUAGAGUUGGUUCUAUAUCGGACAAUGGCUACGGUGGAUGGUACAGCUAUCGAAUGUCAAAAAGCGCCCUCAACAUGGCAAGCAAGAACCUGAGCAUAGAGUUCUCCCGAGGAAGACGGAAGGUGAUCUGCGUCAGUCUCCACCCAGGGACGGUGGACACGGACCUCUCAAGACCGUACCAUAAGAACGUCCCUGUGGACAAGCUCUUCACCUCGGAGUACUCCGUCGAGAGGAUGAUGAAGGUGAUAGAAAACCUGACAGUUGAGGAUUCCGGGAAGUUCUUUGACUUUGCUGGAAAGGAGAUCCCUUUCUGAUGAUUGACAAAGCGAUAUUGAUUCUUGAACUAUUCUGGAACCGGAGAGCAAAAGAGGACACUACCAAAUAUAUGUGCUGUGUAUACUAUGGUAAAAAAGGUCUCAUCAAUACCUUUUACUGGUAUAUAUCAACAUCAAGAUGACUAUUUAGUAGGAAGCCGAUCAGUCUGUGUGUGAUGUAAACCUACUCUUGCAAUCCAAUAUUUGCCUUAUUUAUAGACCAAAUUUGUAAGAUUUGUAAGCACCAUAACAUCUGGCUGAAAUGCUGUUCAGUGUAUCUUGCGAAGUGGCUCAAAAGAUAUCGUAAAAACUUGAGUGAUAUUUGGAGAAUGGUCAUUAUCAGUGAUAAGCAUGUGGUCAUAGAAGAUACUCUCUCUCCCUUUUUUAUUUGUUGCAACAUAUUUGAAAAGAAAAUUGGCUAACGUAUUGAGAGAACAAUAAAUUAUUCUGAUACUGUCUUGAAAAUAUAACAUUAGUUGCCAUUUCAUAAUACCAAUUUGAAUGUCUCAUUGGAUAUAAUUUAAUUCGCUCAAGUCAAAGCAAUUUUUGAAAACCAGAUUAUAUGAAAGCAUGUGCUAUAUACCUAUUCUAAAGUCAAAUAAAGUCGGGUAUAUUUUUGUGUUCCCACAAGAACUUAUUUAGGCUUAGUUACUGGUAUAUACAUAUUCUAUCUUGAGUUAGGUUUUUCAAAAAUCAUAUGGUAUUCAUAAUAUUCCUUUGUCUUUAAAGGUCAUGUAUUGAGGUACUCCCAUUGCUCAUGGCAUUAUCAGUUCAAGUCACAAUACCUGUAAGGUCAACCUUUGUUGAGAGAUCAGCUGUUUAUGGGUUGAUUUUUCCCUUGUGUGGUGAGGGUUACUAGAACAUAAGUUUGAUUUGAAUUUAUUUUUUUCAUUCUUGUUUUUCAUUUACAUUUCAUGAUAAUAAUAAUAAUAUAGGUAUAU